CUGCAACAUCUCAACUCAAUUCUCCCACAACCUGCACUCUCCCCUUCAGCCUCCAUGCCCAUUUUCUCUCUUCCCAAUCAUCUAUCUGUCAUAAUUUACCUCAAAAUAUCCCUAUUUCCUAGAAUAUGCCCGUCUUUUACAUGAACAACUUCAAGCCGUGGGCUUGUCCUUACAGGAAGCCAUCCUCACCAAACAAAUCACCCAAUCCAUGCACCUCAAGAACCCAAAAAUCCCCCCGCCCCAAGCCUUAUCAUGAUUUCUGUCACGGCGCUCUACUAGGAUAAUGGAACAUCCAACUCAUGGGUUCUACCUAGGUAGCUAUCGAC
Molecule: messenger RNA, 326 nt
Organism: Aspergillus ruber CBS 135680
Lineage: Eukaryota; Fungi; Ascomycota; Eurotiomycetes; Eurotiales; Aspergillaceae
Exons: 1
Coding region: 126-284 (52 amino acids)
Source: RefSeq, a predicted model, not a curated record